GAAGACUGAGAGUGAAAGAAGAAGUGAGUCAUCGGCUGAGUAGCGGUAUUUCAGGGAAUCGUGGUUACAUUUUGUGACUGAGUAACGUGUAGUGGUCGCAGUAGUCAGUCAUUAUUUUCUUGGCUUUCAAGAGCAAUCAGACCUACCGAGUAAGCGAAUAAUUUAUCGUGCUUUGUUUCCUCCAAACGAAGGACUUUACUUUAAAGUACGGGACUCGAACGAUUCGCCAAAGCAUCAUACUUCUUGUGCACUAAGCUGAAAUGGCAGCUCUGCAAGGACCUGAACAUAGACAGCAUCCAGAACAGACAGUAGUUCCACUGUACCCGCACUGGCGGGCAGUCUUCAACAAGUACGAUCUGGAUAACGAUGGACGAAUAUCAUUUUCAGAACUCAAGAAUAUCAUCAAUAGUGAAUCAUACGAGAAAGAUAUACCAGACUCUGCAGUCAGGGAAAUCAUGAGACGAGCGGAUCAGGACCAGAGUGGAUAUCUGGAAUGGAAUGAAUUUGAGAAGCUGGUGCACAUGAAAGAGUUUCACAGCCUAUUUGGUGUAGCCAUUAACAAGUAUAUACAUGCAACAGUGGUGCCACGAUCCAGGCUAUCUCAGGUGGAUCAGGUGGAUGGGACAGGGGAGUAUGAGGAGCAGUACAGCUGCUGGCCCCCUGCUGUCUGCAUGAUCAUCAUCAGCAUUGUAGAGGUGAUUACAUUCCUGUUUGAUGUUGUUACUAUGGGAACAACAGCAGCAGACGGUCCUGCUGCAGUGGCACUUAUGUAUGAUCCACAUAAACGAUACGAAGCCUGGCGCUACCUGACUUACAUGUUUGUUCAUGUUCGUCCAUUCCACUUGAUUGCAAAUCUUCUAGUCCAGAUACUUCUUGGGAUACCAUUAGAAAUGGUGCAUCAUGGAUGGAGAGUUCUGAUAGUUUAUUUUGCUGGAGUAAUUGCUGGUUCAUUGGGGACCUCUGUGUCUGAUCCAAGUGUUUACUUAGCAGGUGCAUCAGGUGGUGUAUACGCUCUAAUUACAGCACAUGUGGCCACAAUAAUAAUGAACUGGAAUGAGAUGAAGUUUGCGAUUCUGCAGGCUCUUGUAUUUUUUAUCCUUGCUGGUAGUGAUAUUGGAUCUGCUGUCUACAAUCGUUAUGUCCUUAAGGAAAAAACACAGAUUGGGUAUGCUGCCCACCUUGCUGGUGCUGUCGCUGGAUUGCUUGUCGGAAUCAAUGUUCUGCGCAAUCUACAGGUGAAAUACUGGGAGAAAGUGUUGCGUUGGACUUGCAUAAUCCUAUAUGUUGCACUGAUGCUUGCUGCCAUAAUCUGGAAUGUAGGAUUCCCUGAAUAUUUUCCAGAGUCUGCGUACAGCACAUAGUGCUUUAUAGCUGUGACUGAGACAGAAACAUCAGCUGAUGCAAGCAGUAAGUCAGAAGCGUAAAGUUUUUUCCUUUCAGACAGUGCACAAGACGACUGUCCACCCUGGUUUCUCUCACUAUGUCUAGCAUUUUAGGUGAUGUUCCGGCCAAUUGGCAGACAUUUUGAUUAAAAAUAUAUUGGACAUAAUUUCUAAUUGUUGGUGAUUAUGAUUAACUCACGUUGGUUGUGAAAAUAGUGCCCAUUGGAAUUUAUGUGAAAGAACUCAAGUUAGGAAGACAAGAAGAAGAAAAGCUGGAUGCAAGUAUGAUGAAGAGACCCUGUGGUGAUAAAAUCAUGGGGAUGGGUACUUUGGGUGAGUCUAAGAUGCAUCAGAUAACUAGGCGAUCAAAACCACUGCCUAUAGAAGUUGGUAUUCACAGUUAAAGGUGUAUAAGAUAUACCCAUUGUUUAGAAUACAGAUUUAAAAUUUUUUACAUGUCCAGCACAGAUAGAGCUUCUAAAAACUAGUUGAAUAGUAGUUAAAUUUAUUACAUUCAGUGGAUGUACUCUCUUGUUUGCAAAGAAAAUAAGAGACAAUGUAUUACAGACCCCAGAAAGGAAAAGAAAAAUAAGAAGAAGAGCAGCACUUAUUUUUAGUUUUAUAACAGGUAUGUCAUGAUUCAAAAUACAGCUCCAAUGGUGUAAGUCCAAUUUUGGAAUGUCGUCAGUGAAACUACCCACCAAAGAAUAUAAUAUUCAGCAUACACACACAACAAUAGUAACAUGUUUAAUUUUGUGUGCUGAAUCUAUAAUUCAGAUUAGUUGUCCAUUUUUUCCAAUUUUGCAGACUCAAUUUUAAUAGCUGCCUAAUGUUUCUUGUUCUAUAUUGUGUAAUCAGUGUUGCUAUAUUUUUACUCUUAUAUAUUUUUGAUACUGUUAUUUGUAUACAAGCUAACAAAUGUUGUGUAAUUUAUGAGGAAAACAUUGAAUAUGUGCACUUAACAGUUGAUGCGUGUUAUUUACAAUGUUUGUAAUGCGUAUAUACACAAUAGCACUUAAAUGAAACUGCUUAUUUUUUAUGAAUCUCUUCUUUAUUUAUAUAUUCUUUUUUACAUAUGUAUAUUCUUCUACAUAGCAUUGAAUCUAUUUACAGUAUUAACUGCCUCAGACAUCAAAGAUGUUUGAAAAUGUGUGAAGCAUGUAUUGUAACUUCAAAUUUUUGUGUGCGCUUCAUGUUGUAUUGAGUUGUACCUACAGUCUUCGCUGAAAUGUCAGUGCCUUGUCUUAAUACUUGUCUGUAUAAAUCUGUUUUACAUAAAAGAUUGUAGUAUUUUAAGUAUUGAACAGAAAUAUGCAAUGUAAAGAAAUGUAUUUCCCCAGCUGCAUAAUUUGGGCUACUAUUUCUUUUAAAAUUUUGUAUUGAAUGUGCCUUCUUAAAGUACCAUUCUGUGAUAAAAGUCUUUGCAGUAUUGUCAACAAUAUUCUUAUGUGUUGCAAUCUUAAAGAUUUAAGAAUAUUUUUCAAACUAUAAAAUAAGUACAAACUAUAAACAAUGGAUAAAUGUAUUUUUAUUGUAUGUAAGUUAUGGCUUAGCUUUUUCAGGCCUUUCAGGACACGAAAUAUUUUUAUAUAUGAUGAUCCAUGGCUAACAUUGUAUAUGAGAGUCUUGUUGGAAACACACACACACACACACACACACACACACACACACACACACACACACACACACACACACAAUCACACCAUGUGACACCCUUUAUUGUGCUAUCCCAGUUCCAGUCUAAAAUAUCAUCAUCAGGACACAAAACAUAACUGUAACAUAUUUGUGUACAAUCCGUGGUGAUUUUGAUAAGCAUUCUGUUUCGAGUUUACAAUCUGUAAAGUCUAAUUGGUGUCCAAGUUUGAAUCUGUGUCUAAGUUUGAAUCUUCGAAAUGUCAGCUAUGAACAAAACUACAUGUAACUAAAAAGCUUGAUUUUAGAAGGCAUCACCUACUGAUACAUUUCUUUGUUGUUGUCAGAUAUUAUUUGCAUAUAUUACUGUCUAAGAGCAAGAUCUACAUGUCACCUGUGCUGUUAUGUGGAAUGUAUUAUGCUCAAAUCUAAUUAUUAGUGCAACUGUUCUCAGUAUUAGAUUUUCUCACAUCAUGUGAUAGGAAUUUAGAAGCAGAUCUGACCAUACACAUUUCACACUUGAAACAGAAUGGUAGUCUUCAAAAUCAUGUUAUGUGUACAUGUAGUUAAGUGAUGAUGUUUUGUUACCUGGUGAUCUUACAGAUUGAAACUGAUAGCACCAAAGAGACAUUUAUUCAGCAGAUGUCAGUAAGUUUUCCAACAGGAUUUUCUUUUCAAACCUGUUGUAAGGCUAUAACAGUUAUAAGGCUAUGAUGACAGUCUAAGCAAGUUGUUAGUUGUUGUUGUUGUUUUAUUAUUAUUAUUAUUAUUAUUAUUUCUGUUGAUGUUUAUUAUUAUGUUAUAAAUUCUUACUUUUUGCUCAUGUUUAUACCUAUUUUAUUACAAAUGUUGGAAUUAUCAUCCAGAAACUUAGUUUUUAUGAACACUUAGAGAGAUUGUUGCCAAGUCUUUAAAAUACUUUGUGCUCUCUUAGUUUUGAUUGUAGAAUUUACUGUACUAGUACUUGCAAUGCUUGGAACAGUGCAGUGACUACUGGUCCUAUUUUGCUUUUCUUCCUGAGAGUGGUUAGUUACUUUCUUGUUCCCUUUUAUUAAGAGAAUUGUAGUUAGUGUGCAUGAAGCUCAACCCUCAUUUUUAGGUUUGUAUAGGUAUAUAUGUUAAUUGUCACACUGGCUUGAUUGGAGUACCUUCUCCCAAACCCUUCUUUGUCAUGAUAGAUUGUACUCAAAAGAAGCCAGUUUGAAGAUUUCUUGUAUUGGAUGACUAAUAAUUGCAGUGUUGAAGGACAUAUUGUAAUAGUUAUUGUGUCAGAAGGCAAGAUGCAUUUUGUCUUCUUCAGGUGCCCACAUUUAGGGAAGGUGUGUUUUUUCUAUUGCGUUGAGUGUAUGGUGUCUUUUGAUGCAAGAUUUUUGAAAAACCUAUGAUGUACACAAAUACCCAGGACAGCAUGUGUUAUAUUUACUUGUCAUUAUUGCUUUCCCCUCUUCCUGUGGUUGUGUGACUUGAAGUUUGUGUAUUAAAGUUUAAUUAUUAGGUCAAAAAUAGUAGGAAAUAUGUGAUGCAGUUUUACAAUCUAAUGCAGUAGGAUAUAUUUUUAUGGUCAUUAUAGAAUAUUUGUGUUGAAGCUAAUGUGCACUUUCAUUUUUCAACACUCAUCUCAUGAAGAGCAAAAGCUAUCCUUAAAAUAUUUCUCAUUAUGCUAAACAGUCCAUUCAAAAUACAGGCUCUCUUAUCAAACUUAUAUUCAUUUUGUAUCAUAUGCACAAGCUGCCACAACCCCCCCCCCACCCUCUUACCCCACGUACACACACACAUGUGCAGAGAGAGAUAGAGAGUGAAUUUUGGUGAAUUGGUUUCAACCAAACAAUUUCUAACUUAAUAUGGUUCUUUAAUUAGAUUGAAUUUUGUUGUGCGGGUAAGUGAGGUAAAAGAUCUGAAGAUGAUUUUUUAAGAGAACCAAAAGUAGUCAUAACAAAAAAAUGUGCUUUGUGAUUCAAAUGGAGAAGAACUGUUAUAUCUUUAUUUUGAGUAACAUAGAAAUUGAAAGCAGACUGAAGUACUCUACUGAUUUUACAACAUUUUGUAGUGAUGAAAGCUUAAUAAAGAGUUCUUUCUAUCUUCUGCAGAGUACAGUAUUUAAUGUAAGUAUUUAGAAUAUAUGACUGAGUUUAAAUUUUCUGUCUCCUCUAGAAUUCUAUUCUGAGAUGUAUCACUUGACCUUUGACCAGGAAAUACGGUGAUGAACACUUAAAAUUUAGUGAGUCAUCCUGUUUCUGUGGCAUCAUAGUAGAAUCGGGAAAGACGAGGGUGAAGUAUUCCCCAUUUAUUACUGUGGGAGCAUUGACUGUUCUCCUUGGGGCUUGAAUUUUAUUUGCACACUGUUUAUUUGAGUGUUUGAUCUGUCAUAUUGGUAUUGUUCAGUUGAAUUUAUUCUACUUUUGCUUCUUCUUGCUUGUACACACUAGUUUUUGUUAAGGGGAAGCAAAACUAUCUCUCUUACUUGCACUGUUAGCUAUCUCUUCUGUCACGUACAUAUCAUAAAAAUGCAUUCAUUGUGUUCUUAUUGUUAGUGCUCUGUCCCUCACAUAUCCAACACAUGACAAAGGCUGACAGAUUUUGACUUUUAGGCUGAGGCUUGCAUGAAAAUACGAGUGUCUGACUAAAUAGAUGGCACUGAUCACAAGCUGAAGCUUGUUUUUCUACAGCACAUUGGGUUUUGGCACCACCAUCAUCAUCAUCAAAAUCUGUGCCCAGUGAAAUCAGGAAUCAAUUACAGGAAGCUGUAGGCAAAAUGGAACACAAAAAUGGUAAUAAAGUAACGUGAGAGACGUGUGACCUUUAAGAAGCAAAUAUGGUGAUUUGGACUCUCACUGGAUGGAGGUUUUGCUUCUGUUAAUCCUUGAUGACCUUCCUUGUGGAUGUCGCUUCUUCUUCAUGUGUGAUACACCAUCGGUAGUCAGACAUGUUUAUUCUGCAACAACCUUGGUAACAACAUUCCAGAGUUUUAAGUUCCCAAUGGAACCAUUCACCAUGUUCCUAUGAUGUGUCGGCCAAUUUGGCCUGAAAUUUCUAGUUGUGACAUUCAAAAAAUUAUUUUCAGGAGACCUUGUGUCCUACCUGUUUAAAUGACUAGCAUAUCUUCCAUCAUUUCCUUGUAAUAAAGCUGCUUAUUUUGGCCAAGGAAAUGAUCCACAAAAAUUUUUAAACUUCUACAAAGUUGCUAUUCUAUUUCCAACAUUAUACCGUCAACGUGUUCAUCAGACAUCAACUUGCAUGUAUCUGGUCCAAUAGAUAUCCUUUCUUUCACAUACUACUUCAUCAGUCCUAAUUUGAUGUGUAGCUUAGGCAAUAAAAUUUGAUCUGGAUUAACCAGAUGCUUGUUAACAAUAUUCUUCGAUCCCAUUCUCAAGUUUUUCCUUUUAAGUCACUCUCUCAUACUCCAAUGGUUAUGAUAUCCUUUCCAGCCCCAUUCACACACAUAGUGGGCAUCUUGGUGAAGCCUGUUCACUGACUGAGAAGAAUGCCAAUCACUUUAAAGUCACUGCAUACAACCCACUAGUGUUUUUCAUACUUCAGAUUUUGAAGGAUUACGUGUAUAGUAAUGUAUGACCCUCUUCCGUGUACCGAAUACACAAUCGAAAUUGAAGUUAACUCAUUGCCAGUAUGUAGAAAUAUUGCUUUCAAACUUUUUAAAAAUCUGUACAUAACCUCCAUUGCUUACUGCCAUACAUUUGAGCCCCCACUUUCAUCAGUAAUCUGGUGAUGUCUGCAGAAUACAAUUAAACCAUUUAAAACAAAAGAUUCUCUAAAGUCUUUAUCACAAUAUAUGUACACAGAAUAUGACAUAUUGUGCGCAAGUGAAUUAUUUUCACUGAGACGUGAUCCUAGAAGUUGUGUUAUGUCUUUUCAAGAGUCCCAAGACUUACACCAAAUUGUUAAUUUCUGUUUGAGGAAGAGAUUUUGGAUUACUAUCAGUACCACCCUCAGAACAGUUAGAUUCAUUACUUUCUUGACUUGCCUUCAGUUUAGAUAAUUUUCAAAUGAUGAUGGUGGAGAGAGGAUCGGUAGCCCUGGACCGAAAGGUGUAAUCACUGAAAAUGUAUCCGGGCUAUUCACACAUUCUCUUUCUGACAUAUUAGACACUGCACUGAUGAAAUAAUGCAACUCAGUGCACAUAAUCACCUUUUAGCUCUCACACUCGCUCAACUGUUGAUUUCUGCAGUGACAACAUAACAUCUGCUUCAAAUUUCAUUCUCCCCCCCUACUUCUACUUCACCAUCUUGUAAUACAGAUAUACAAUGUUGGCACAUUUAUAUAAAUUACACUACACAACAUAGAUUUAGCAACCAGUAGUAAAUAAUAAAUAACCCACAGUAGCUUGGGAGGAGGGGCAGCUGUGCAGAGAAAACUGAGAGUGAUGGGGAAAAAACUGAUAUCAUUUUCAUGUUCAGGGGUGCCAGAUUAGUGGAGAACACCACUUAUGUUCUAGGCUUCAGUAUCCUUGUCGACCUCUGAUGAUUGUCCCACAAUUAUUUCUGCUGCUGUUUCAGUUUGGUGCUCAUUGCAGUGGUGUCUUACUGCAAUCAUCUCACUGUGCGAUGUAUUCAUCAGCAGUUGCUGUAACUUACUUGACACAUUCUUUAUUUAUUGAAUUUAUCUUUCUUUAGUUUAUAUUUAAUUAUAAUAUUCUGUUGUGGCAAUGGCCUCAUCUAGUCAAUUAAAUGCUGAAUGGUGUGUAGUUUUCUUGCAGCAUGUUACAAUUGGUCUGAAAUUAUUUGAAUUUAAUUCUCUUCUGGAACAGCAUGUGUAGGAGAAACCAAGUGGCAACAUGAAAUACUCAUAUUUUCUGAGAUGUUUUUCUUAAAACUUUUUACACUUUUAGAUUUUAUUGUCCUUUAAAUUGUAGUUUUUUUGUUAUGUGAAUAGUCAACAUUUUCAUAUAGGCCGUACUCUCAUGCACUGAGAUGUUCCACAGUAUGUUACAAAUCACAUAGUUGCGUUUUACACUAAGUUGAUUUUUGUUUCUAUGUGAAUGAUGGGGUAAGAGUAGCAGUUGGGUGCCACUAAAUUUUAUGUAUUAUUGUGUGUGGUGGCACUAUGUGCAAUAAACAUGGAUGAGGAUGAUUGUGAACAAAUUUGGAACAAUUUGUGAAUGAAUGAUACAAUGAAUCAUAACUGUCUUUUUUGUUUUACGGCAUCUUUCCUGCAGUCACAAUUAUACAGUUUAUAUAGAUUAACACCAUCUUUUCAACUAUAAUAAAAGCCUUUUUAGACCAAACCCGUUUUGCAUUAUUUUAAAGCAGCUUCAGUGGUCAGGCUUUUUCGUUUCUUAAUUUAUUCUUAAUGUUCUUGUACAUAUAAGUGUUAGAUUUUUGUGUGCAGCACUUUCACUGUCAUGAAACAUAUUUGUCCCUUUUAUUGUGUAGGUCAACUGCCAUCUUGCCAUUUGUGUACUUCGUUUUGUAGUACAUGAAAUGGUGAGAAGGCUAUGUUCCUACACAACAUACAAUUUUAAUUAUAUUUCGUAUUAAUUUCGUAUUAGUGAAAGUGCAGUGUAUAAAAAAUCUUACCUAUUUGUGUAAAAGUGUAUAAAAAAUCUUACCCAUUUGUGUAGAAGAUCAUUAAAACAAAUCUUACCAUUGAAGAUGCUUUAAAAUAAAGCGAAAUAUUUUUAGUCUUAAUAAGACUUUUAUUACAGUUCCAAAAGACAGUAUUAACCUACAUGAAUUGAAUCAUAAUUGUUCCAUAAACACCUCUCAAUUAAAAUGUGCCCCUCAUUGAAUUCUAGUAUCAGAGUGGAAAGUGCUCCUAUCGUAGCACAAAAAAAUGUGAAUAUGUCCUGCACAGAUUUAGGGAUGUAAAAAAAUGGAACUAACUUUUUGACUAAUCUGGCAGCUUUAAAGACAUAUAAAUGAAAACAUCUUGAUGUAUUACCACUUUUUAGAGUUAGUACCUAUGUCAUUUAAUGCAAUGCUCUGUGUCAAUUAAAGUAACAUGAUACACGAUAUCGUGUCGUAUAACAUGACACGUGCCAUCAUGUCACCCAGCAUGGCAUUUGUCAUGUCGUGCAAUAUGAUACAUGUUGUUAAAGUUUAGGAGUACUUCCUAUUACAGUUGCACCCCACAUUCAUAUAUGUUCUCUUGUAGAUGCAGCCCACUCUCUAGAUGCACAUAAGUUUGUGUCUAUUCAUUCUUACUCCCCUCACCAUAUAUGUAACAAGAUGUGGGUCUAAGAGAACUCACUGGCUGGGGAAGUAGGUUUAACUCAUAAACGAGCAUGAAUAUGUCACAGUGUUUUGAUUUAAAUGUCUUUAAACCUCCCUGGUAAGUCGAAAAGCUAGUUCUCUUCUCUUACAUUCCUAACUUUGCCCAGGACAUAUUCACCCUUUUUUGUGCUUUGGCAGGAGCAUUUUUUAGUUUGGUAUUCAACUUUUACGCUACCAUAAUUUUGAGAUUAGAAGCCAUAGCUUGGCAACCAUGGUAGAUUUUUUUUUUAUGACUCAUGCGAUGACUGAUCCAGUAUAGGUUUUUUAAUUGUCAUUCAAACCACGUUGCUUAAAAUUGUGGCAACUCUUUUACAAAACAACAGGAUUACAAAUAAUUACUUGUAUUUGUCCAUUUUAUUACAAAAUUUGAACAGAAUGAGAUUUUCACUCUGCAGCAGAGUGUGCGCUGAUAUGAAACUUCCUGGCAGAUUAAAACUGUGUGCCAGACCGAGACUCGAACUUGGGACCUUUGCUUUCGCGGGCAAGUGCUCUACCAACUGAGCUACCCAAGCACGACUCGCGCCCCGUCCUCACAGCUUUACUUCUGCCAGUACCUCAUCUCCUAUCUUCCAAACUCUACAAAAGCUCUCCUGCGAACCUUGCAGAACUAGCACUCCUGAAAGAAAGGAUAUUGCGGAGACAUGGCUUAUCCACAGCCUGGGGGAUGUUUCCAGAAUGAGAUUUUCAGUCUGCAGCGGAGUGUGCGCUGAUAUGAAACUUCCUGGCCGAAUAAAACUGUGUGCCAGACCGUGAUUCGAACUCUGGACCUUUGCCUUUUGCGGGAAAGUGCUCUACCAACUGAGCUACCCAAGCACAGGAAGGUAGGAGACGAGGUACUGGCAGAAGUAAAGCUGUGAGGACGGGGCGUGAGCUGUGCUUGGGUAGCUCUGUUGGUAGAGCACUUGCCCGCGAAAGGCAAAGGUCCCAAGUUCGAGUCUUGGUCUGGCACACAGUUUUAAUCUUCCAGGAAGUUUCAAAAUUUGAACAGAUUCACACAAGUUUGAAAAACAGGAAUGGCACAUGUAAAAAAACUAAAAAAAGAAAUUUUUUUGCACAUAAAAUCCAAAUAAAGCUAGAUUUUUGAAAGUGAGUUUUCAGUUUUAUUGUAAGAAUGCAUUUUUUAUUUAUUUGAUUCACUUUAAACUGUUCUGCAUAUUCAGUUAAUGUAAGAACGAAUCUUAUGUGCUACAUUUAGCUCGACUUUAAACCACCAUGUCUUGACAAUGGAUAAAGAUUAUUGGAUUAAAAAAUUUGUCUUAACCUUUGUGCAAAGCUUCAACCAGUACAUACAAGUUUAAAGUAUAGAAGUGAUGCGCUUCAAAAACCUCCCAGAAAAAUGUAUUUUUUGUGUAUAAAAUCCAAAUGCAGCAAAAUUUUUGUAAACAGUUGGAACUUACUUUAGAUCGAGAUCCAAUACACUGGUGGCUCAAAUCUGAACUAUCUGUCUUGGUUCAGUAUGGAGUUAUUUAAAGGUGUCUGUUUUUGCACACAAAAUGUGAAUGAGGGUGACCGUUUUUGCAUGUAAAAUCCGAAUGGUGCACGUAAAAUCUUUUGCAAAACGAAUUAAUCAGUUCGCAUAAUUUGCCGCAUGCCAUCUCUGGUUCAUCGUUCAAACCUUGCUUGGUGUACUAUAACAUAGCUACAGUAAGAAAGACAUAUUCAAAUGGCUAUAUUAAUGGCUGCUGGUUCAGGCUAAAUAAAAAAGUUUUCACUCCAUGUUCCUAGCUCAAAUUGGAACCAAGUACUAGGAACACCUCCCCCAAAUCACGAUUCUGUGCACAGACUUUUCAGAUGUACUUGUAUUUGUUACAGUGCUUGUAGAUGCGACACAGGUCAUUUUCAAAGUUUAUAUUAGACAUGUGAAUGCAGUUUGUUUAAAAAUUUUGUCUAAUUACCUGGCAGUUAGUGUUUGUCUCUUUUUCCCUACUUUAUAGCAAUUAAUCUGACUGCAUGAGAGAUUAACUUGCCAGUGUACAGAAGUAAAAGUUUUCAAUAAGAUUAUUUCAUCCAGUGUGUGGUGUGGUGUGCCACCUUUAUACGAGUAGUAUACACUGUGCAGGUAAUGUUCCACAUGUCUUAUAUCUCUAAAAAUGACAUCUUUAUUGAUAACUAGGUCUAAUCAGUCCUCAUCUGUUUACUCUAAUAUUAUUAGUGUUUACAUUGAUAGUAUUAGGUCAAACAAAGGUACUCCCAGAGAUAGAGACUAUUUGUCAGUGAAGAAUGUUGUGAAUAUUUCUUAUUUGUAGAAAUUUUGUUGACCAUAUUGUGUAAAGAAAUGAAAAGAGAGGUGUGUGUGUGUGUGUGUGUGUGUGUGUGUGUGUGUGUGUGUGUGUGUGUGUGUGUGUGCGCGCGCGCGCACGCGUGUGCACGCUGAAACUAUUCUUCAGGCAUCUAUUACUUUUAUGUGGAAAGUGGGUUAUUUUUUAUAUUAGAUGAACACUCUUUUGUGUUCAUUGUCCUUUUGUAUGAUUCAAAAUAUUGCGUUAAAAUAAAUUUUGUGACUAAAUUGUUCAUAACUUUUAUACACUGUAUUCAUUUUGUACAAAUGUAUACUGUAUGUAUUGUACCUUUUUCCAGUGUAAUGCUUUUGCACAAAUUAUAUUUAUAUCAUAGUUUAGGUAUUGUGUGGUGCACUGUACUUUUAUCAUUCUCCAUCCAUGUACGCUUUAAUAGUCUGAAUAAAACCUUGUAUUUCUUUAAA
This is a messenger RNA of Schistocerca serialis cubense, 11942 nucleotides long. RefSeq names its product rhomboid-related protein 2-like. Gene Ontology annotation, cellular component: membrane. Lineage: Eukaryota; Metazoa; Arthropoda; Insecta; Orthoptera; Acrididae. The coding region runs from base 261 to 1361 and encodes 366 amino acids. The transcript has 8 exons. The record is from RefSeq and is a predicted model, not a curated record. Gene Ontology annotation, molecular function: serine-type endopeptidase activity; calcium ion binding.